Cynara cardunculus var. scolymus (artichoke) is the source of this 802-nucleotide messenger RNA. Its product is annotated as cancer-related nucleoside-triphosphatase homolog. Gene Ontology annotation, molecular function: ribonucleoside triphosphate phosphatase activity. Bases 27 to 599 code for a protein of 190 amino acids. NCBI's taxonomy places the organism in Eukaryota, Viridiplantae, Streptophyta, Magnoliopsida, Asterales, Asteraceae. The record is from RefSeq and is a predicted model, not a curated record. The transcript is spliced from 6 exons.
GGGUCGGAGAGAUCGACAGUUUAGCGAUGGCAGCCCCAGCAGAAUGCUUUUUGGUGUCCGGCUCCCCUGGCGUCGGUAAAACCACUCUAAUUGCUAGGGUUUUGGAGACACUCAGAAUUUCCAACCCCAAUUUAAAGAUUCAGGGUUUCUUUACCCGCGAGAUCAGACAAGGAGGCGAGAGGGUAGGGUUUGAGGUGGUUACGUUAGAUGGUCGUACUGCUCCACUUGCUUCUAUUCACAGUUCUAGUGCAGAGUCCAUUAGAUGGCCUACUGUGGGGAGAUACAAAGUCGACGUAGGAUCAUUUGAGUCUUUGGCUUUGCCUGAGUUACAGAUCAAAGAAGACACAGAUCUCUUUGUGAUUGAUGAAGUUGGUAAGAUGGAGCUGUUUAGUUCUUUGUUCUUCCCUACAGUCUUGCGAGUUUUGGAGUCUAACAAACCCUUUCUAGCUACCAUCCCGAUUCCAAAAGCUGGUCUAGAUAUUCCUGCAGUGGUGAGGUUGAAAAAUCAUCCGGGGGCGACUGUGUUUACUCUAACGACAAGCAACAGGGAUGCCAUGAAAGAUCGAAUAUAUACCGAGUUGACAGACAAGUUGGUUUAACCGUUUUCCCCCCCGGUGAACUAAUAAAAAAUGUAGUCAGUUUGUUUAUCAUAGAAACCACCUCCCAGAUCUGCAAAAUGAAAUUUGCAGCAGUCUAUUUUUAUUUGUUCCUUUUUCGGUGUGAUUUUGAGAUGAGACUGAAUAUUCUUUUUGUAAGUUUCUCGUUCUCUUAUAACUUUUAUCAUCUGUAUAUUGAUACGUAU